Marchantia polymorpha subsp. ruderalis is the source of this 4998-nucleotide messenger RNA. Lineage: Eukaryota; Viridiplantae; Streptophyta; Marchantiopsida; Marchantiales; Marchantiaceae. The record is from the annotation of a GenBank genome assembly.
ACCCACGUUUCCACUUCACUUUCACAACAAAGUCAAUAUCUACUCUCAACUUCUUAGACAAAAUUCCACACCGAGUACAGAGGAACACGCGUGUUCUGUUCGCAUGUUGUCGUUACCUCUGCCGCUGACGCCGCUCAAUGAGAAGAUCUGACUGAAGCCGGUGCAUGUUUUUCCCACGCUCUACCCGGGUCUCUCUCCCGGGGGUCUUGAUACAGCUAAAUUCGCAUUCUCCUAGUCCGAUUGAACAUUCAGUUCUACAGGAUUCAAAGUAUUCACAUCUGAGAUAUCUGCGAUUCCAUUCAUUCCAUGAAAUCCUGCGCCCACAUCGCACCAUCUUUGCUUCUAUCGAGUCUUUUGGAUUUCAGAUCUACGAAGCUAUCAGGUUGUCCAGCUUGGAGUACUCUGUGCGUCGCUGUUGCAACGCGAGGUCUGAUGCCCAGCAAACACAUGCACACGACGUGAAGUUAAAUAUUCUUCGGGUAAACAAGCUUUCGGAUAGGGGGGUGCGUUUCUUCUUCUGCGAGAGUGGAGGAGAGAAUGGAAGUUGCAGGUUUGUCCAUCGUUAGUGACGCUGCCGAACUUGCCACACGGGGAAUGGAAUCUGCAGACGUGGAACCGGAGCUUCCCUUCGCUGUCCAGGACCUUAUACGGCGUCUGGAAGGCAAAGUUGAAGUCUGGCUUCCCGAAUUAAGCGGGCCAGAAUUUCGGGAUUUCUUUCCGGCGUGUGCUUCUCCGUCGACGAUCGUAGGGUGGCAAGGCCAAGUGCGCCUUCGAGUGCUGGAGGCAAUUGGCAGCUGCGACACAUUUACAUUACUGGACAUACAAGUGAUUUUCGGCGGAGACAUCUCGAGGUUGACGGCUAGCGAGUGGGAGGUACUUCUGAGAGGUUUCAGAUGUAGCACCGUUCUACGAGUGAUAAGAGUUGAGGAUUUGACGUGGAAUUCAGAUGCGGAAAUGGAAAGCUUGUGUUUCCAGCUGGGGAGAAUUCUGAAUACCUCUAGCGUAAUAGAUUUGACAAUAGUCAAUUGCAGUUUGAGUGCCAGAUGUUUCUUGAAUCUCGCCUCAGGACUACGAGAAAAUUGCCAAUCCAAACUCAAGUCUUUAGACCUGCAUAACGCGUGGGAGGACUCGAGUGCAGUGAAGCAUGUGGCUGACAUGAUCAACAGUGCUACUCGAUUACGAAAGCUGAGUUUAGGCAGCUGUUCGAACGGAAUAGACGACAUGGAUGAGGCGGCGCUUGGAAUCCUGUCCCAGGCUCUGUUGCACAGCUCGUCUUUGAAAGAGAUCAAAUUGGUUGAUGUUAAGUGGGGAGCAUCCUUGUUGCUGAAAGCAUUGGCCGGAGAUGAUGGCAACCGAUCCAUCGAACGUCUUCUGCUGGAGAAUAUGGAUCGACUCGGAGACUGUAUACGAGAACUUCUGAUUUCCAACCGAUCAUUGAAGGAAGUGAGGUUGAACUCCUUGCGGAUGCUUCCUGAGGAAUGGCACCAGCUAGGCGAAGCCAUACGUGACCAUGCUAGAGCAGCAAAUAUCAUUAUAGAGUUUUACUUAGACGAAAAUGUUGAAGAUAACUGGAAGUCAAUAGAAGCUCUUGCUUGUGCUGCUAGUUCCGAUGUCAAGGACCCCACUGUGGAUCUUGUACUCACAACUCCGAGUGACCACGAAGUGAUGUUAUCAUUAAACCUAUUGGGUAGGGUACUGCGCGGGGAGAUCAGAUCUCUAAAAUCUUUCAGUUUAUCGGCGAGACAUCCUCGCACUUCAGGUAGCAACCAAGAUACACUUAAAAGUAUCCUCCCGAUGAAUGGAAAAACUGGAGAAGCUUCAGUCUUGAAGAGUCUAACAUUACGUGAUUCAGCCAGAAACCUUUUCAAGGGAAUAUGGAAGCAACUGUUUUGGUACUUACGUGAGAACACAAGUCUCACAUACUUGGAUCUGAAUCACUUCACACUCGACGAAGAGGCGUUCAGGGACCUGAUGGGGCUCCUACAAGUCAACUUGACUCUCCAGGAAAUAGACGUCUCAUACACCUCAUGGGCGAAGGACGGAAAGGCGGCGCAGAUUCAAGAGGCGCUCAAGCAGAACCAGAAGCGGGCCGUGUACAUGUCCGUCUUCAGAGAAACCAGAUUAGCAUUUGGAGAUGCAAAAGCUGGUCGACUCUUCUUAUGCGGCUCUCCUAGAGCAGGCAAGACUCACUUACGUCAAACAUUGAUGAGGAUAAUCCAAGGUAAAAGUUGGCUAGGAAACAAAUGGUGCGCAUUGCGGAGGACCAAAGGAAUCGAAGUGGAGUUCUUGCAAAACAAUGACAAGAUGCAAAUCUCAAUUUGGGAUCUUGCGGGACAAUGGAUUUUUCGUACCCUUCAAAAUGUGCUUUUUCCUCAAACCAACAAUUUCUGCGUUUUUAUUUUUGUAUAUAGCCCCUUUGGCAAACCAGAGUCUUGUUUCAGAGAUGAGUUGGAAGAUUGGUUGAGUUUCAUCACAUCCAGCACUAAGUGCACAGGACAUAAUCUUCCACAAGUUCUUGUUGUGAUUUCACACAAGGAUAAAGUCAUAUCCAACUCUUUGAAUUGGGCUCACUCCAUUGUGGAUGAACUCACCAAAAGAUUCGCAAAUUUUGUGGAUCUCCUCCCUAUUGAGGACUGUUGUUUUGUGGAUACUCGGAAGAGGAAACAAGUGAUUCCUCUCAAAAAUCACAUUUUUCAGAGCUUAGAAAAAUUGUUGAGUGAAAAAUCUCCAAGGGUUCCCAAACUGUGUUCUCAACUCACUUCCCUCUUCGCAACAACUACCAAGGAGAAUAGAAGCUGCCCGCUUUGGUCAUCUGAAAAGUUUCGUGAUUUCUGUACUCCCAUCCUGACGCAAGCCAUUCCACCAUCUUCUGUUCACUCUGUUGAUCAUUCAAGGAUAAAGAUGUCACUUGUAUCCUAUUUGAAUGACAUUGGAUCCAUAGUUUGUAUUCCUAACCUCGAUUAUAUCAUUGUUGAUCCUAACUGGCUCACCAAUACAUUAUUGGGUGAGUUGGUAGCUUUAGGUCAACACUUUCAAGCUCAAGAGUUCGAGACUUCUUAUGAAUUGAGCCCAGAUGCAAGCAAGGACGGAUUUGUGAGCAAGAGUGUCUUUGCUGGACUGAUAGAGAAGUUUUUGGGAAAGCAACCAUGCUUUGAAAAUGUGGACAGAGAGGUGCUUGAAAACAUCCUUAUCAAUUUAGAUUUGUGUUUCAAGCUCGAAGAUACUUCUCAGUAUUUCAUUCCUUCCUUCAUCCCUGAGCAUGCAAGCGACGAGGAAAAGAAUGAUCAAGAAGGGGCGCACGCGAAGUCGAUGAAUUGGGCAAAUAUGAGUAAGACUUCACAGUUUGUCGGCAUUCGGAUUCAAUGCCAAGAUGAAAGAACAAUGUCACUAACGGCUGCUUUUUUCCCACGCUUCCAGAUGUUUAUGAGACGCAAGUUGAUCUCUGAGAUGGAUGUUUCCAAGGAGAAUGUAACUUGCUCUCGACAUUAUCUGCAACUUUUCCUUGAUGGACACCAGAUAUAUGUCGAACAUGUUCAGAGUGAAAAGUCUCACAAAUAUGUAGAUGUUCUGAUGUUAUGCUCGAGUCAGAAGUCAAGGGAGGCGGCUAUUAAAUAUGUGAUGAAGCAUAUCGUCCAGGAGUUGAUAUCAUUUUGUGCAUCACCCAAAGGCUGUCCCGGGGUGGCGUUAGUGCUGGGUGUGAUGCAAACACGUUGUGUGGAGAUGCUGAUUCCAAGUUAUCUCAGAAGAGCCAUUCUGAUCGAGAAGCUCAAAUCGGACUUCAUUCGUAGCAUCAACGACAAACUUGAGGAAAUUCCGCUGGAUAGUUUGCACUUGGUGGAGAAGGAAGAGUUGUUCCUCUAUGAGCAGUGUUGGCCCCCUAUUGAAGGUCACACAGAGAGAAUAUCCGAACGAGCUAGGGAUUUGUUGUGGGACAGCGAUGUGGAAGCGAUUGUGAAUGAUAUUCGACAGAAACGAAUUCAACAGUUGGAGUCAUUGCAGGAAGGUCUCAUUAGCUUGAACAAUGAUUUGGCUCAGUGUUAUCCUGAAGCUGAAGACAUUGUUAGUAACUCGAAUAUAGCUCAAAUGAAAGACUGGAAACCACGCACAUCCAGGUGCUUAAGCCGUGCCACCUCAAGUGUGGAAAGUCCUUCAACUCGACUUGUUUUGUUGAAGAUUGAUCUGCUGGGACAAAAGGUUGAUGGUUUGGAUGAGAGGCUAAGAUCAGUGCAGAACAUUUUGCAGAGAUUGGACAUGAAGAUGGGACAGAUACUCUCUCUGCAGCAAGAACUGCAGUCAACGCUGAGUGAUUUCAUGUCUAGAGUGGACAUGAUUGUUGAGUAUUCGCAAGAGCUUCAGGUGGCAAGAACGCCAAAGCGACCUUACGUCACAGAUGAUGUUGGCAUUUUCUACAGGAUGAGUGCACUUCUACAUGUCGGGAAAACCGUUCGUUUACACUUGAUGUGUGAGUCUAUGAUUGGGUUUCACUCUGUAAAUGAUCAAGAAGGUUUGAAGAUACGCUUGGAUCGGGAGAAUAGCUUGUGGAUUCGGAAAACUGUUGAAAUCUCUUACAAAGUCAUGCAUUAUGCUGUGAAGGCUGGACUGGAUGUGACCUUCGGGUUGGGCCAAGCGAUUCCGGACUGGGAAGAUUUAAAAUCUAAUAUCGUUCAACUCUACGGUAUUAGUGAUGAUGAUCGUAGGGCAAUUCUAGCAGGUGGGGAAAGCAAAGAGCUACAAGAAGCAUGGUUGAGGAUUCAGCAAACUCUUGCGCCUCAGCUUCAAAAUCGCUAUUCCGAAAUCUUCAAGUUGUAUCAGGUGAAAUACUUGAGUUUAGAGAAGGGUGGGCAUGCCUGGGUGUGCGUGCAGUGCAUGAAUAGAGGCCUUCGUUGUGGAAUUUUGACAUGUUAGGAUUUUGAAGAUUUUACAAUGUCAUUAUGCAACUGACAAGCAUAUGUUUUACGCUCAUGCAAUAUAAAACUCUGCAAAAUUUUCCUUACAGUU